AUUUGAAAAAUUUAAAGAAUAUGUAUGGAGACAAGAAUACGUGUAGCGUGCUAACGUUUUUUACCAAUAAAAAAAAUGAAACAAAGUUUGAAUUCGUAACUAUAGCUUAGCUUCUUUAAUUUUCAAGACUCAAGCACUUCCCAAUUUAUUUGGAGAGAAAAUGGGAAUGAGGGUAGUACUUUGGUUGUGUUUGUUGCCUCUAUGCUUUGAUUUUUUACGCGCAGUUGCUGGAAGUGAAGGCAAAGAGUAUAAUCGUAACGAUUUUCCUAAGGAUUUCGUAUUUGGUGUUAGUACCUCAGCUUAUCAGGUAGAGGGAGCAGCAUUGGAGGAUGGGAGGAAGCGCAGUAUUUAUGAUACUUUUGCUCAUCGUUCAAAGCAUGAGACGCAAAAUCCGGAUGUAGGAUGUGAUCAGUAUCAUAAAUACAAGGAAGAUGUUAAACUCAUGGUAGAAACAGGAUUGAAUGCCUAUCGAUUUUCUAUAUCAUGGUCGAGAUUAAUACCAAAUGGUAGAGGACCUGUUAACCCUAAAGGGUUAAGAUACUACAACAACCUCAUCAAUGAACUUAUAAGUCAUGGAAUUGAGCCACAUGUAACAUUAACGCAUACGGAUACACCACAAGUCCUUGAGGAUGAAUAUGGAGGUUUCCUUGACCCGAGGAUCAUAGAAGACUAUACAUCAUACGUAGAUGUUUGCUUUAGAGAAUUUGGUGAUAGAGUUCGACAUUGGACAACAUUCAAUGAGGCGAACAUCUUCGUCAUUGGUGGUUAUGAUGUGGGGAUUACACCCCCAAGUAGAUGUUCUUCACCAUUUGGAAUCCAUUGUACAGGAGGAAACUCGACUACUGAGCCAUACGUUGUUGCCCACAUAAUACUAUUGGCGCAUGCAUAUGCUGUAAGGAUAUAUAAGGAAAAGUAUCAGGCCAAACAACUUGGAUUUAUCGGGAUGAAUCUCCUUUGUUACCAUUUUAGUCCUCUUACGAACAAAAGUGAAGACGUGAUUGCAGCUCAAAGAUCCUACGAUUUUUAUAUUGGCUGGUUUAUGCACCCCUUGACAUAUGGUGAUUACCCUGAAAUAGUGAAGAAAAAUGCCGGCUCAAGAAUUCCGGUUUUCUCAAAAACAGAAUCAAAAUUAGUGAAGGGCUCAUUUGAUUUUAUUGGAAUUAACUACUAUACUGUCAUGAUGAUCAAAGACAACUCUAUAAGCCUCACCAAAAUGCCCAGAGAUCUUUUUGCUGACAUGGCAGUGGAGUGGCUAAUGGAUCCUAAUACGAGUGAAGUGCCGAUGGAGUUUGUGUUUCCCAACGAAGCAUGGGGCCUAGAGCGAGUACUGGAGCAUUUCAAAGAAGUUUAUGAAAAUCCUACUAUCUUUAUCCAUGAAAAUGGACAAGCGUCGAAUUAUAACACGUCAAUAAAUGAUCCAUUCAGGGUUGAGUACAUACAUGCUCAUAUUGGGAGUUUGCUUAAUGCUGUGAGAAAUGGAUCAAAUACAAGAGGGUACUUUGUAUGGUCAUUAUUGGACGUAUACGAACUGUUAUUUGACUUCGACUAUACCUUCGGGUUAUAUUAUGUUAAUUACAGUGAUCCAAAAUUGACAAGACAUCCUAAGUUAUCUCAAAAAUGGUACUCUGAAUUUUUGAAGGGAAACUACGCAACUACUGCGGAUAUAGGAAUCAAUCAAGUAGAGAAUACAACGACUCUCGAUGCCCUCCAAUAUAGUGCUUCAUAAUGCCGGUACUGCUGCACCGAAAUUAAAGGAAUACUAUUCACAACAAAAUUAAAAAUUGUAUACUGAAGAGAAAAGCCAAAAGUUUACGGAGUAGGAAUAUCAUUGAUAAUUUCCCUUUUAUUUAUAUCAUACAUUUUAGUUGUGAUAUGCUAGUUUAUACGGAGUAUUUCCUAAUGUACCAUAGGUCCAUAGUCCAUACUCCAUAGGACUUAGAAUGGGUACUGGAUUGUUACAAUUUACAAAGAGGUUUAUCAAAAUCCUCAUAUCAUUAUUUAUAAAAAUGGUUAUAUAUUCUUCUU
Molecule: messenger RNA, 2025 nt
Organism: Spinacia oleracea (spinach)
Lineage: Eukaryota; Viridiplantae; Streptophyta; Magnoliopsida; Caryophyllales; Amaranthaceae
Product: cyanidin 3-O-glucoside 5-O-glucosyltransferase (acyl-glucose)
Exons: 12
Coding region: 161-1726 (521 amino acids)
Biological process (GO): carbohydrate metabolic process
Molecular function (GO): beta-glucosidase activity
Source: RefSeq, a predicted model, not a curated record